Paramecium sonneborni is the source of this 678-nucleotide messenger RNA. Lineage: Eukaryota; Ciliophora; Oligohymenophorea; Peniculida; Parameciidae. The record is from the annotation of a GenBank genome assembly.
AUGUUUGAUAAAAGUUUUAAUUAUUUCAUUCCAAAAACAAGUUCGAAUAGUGAUAAUGAUUAAAGGGAAAAAAGAGAAUCAAAAAAAUAGUUUAGAUAUGUAUCUGUUAAUAAAAUCAGGCCAUCUGAAAAAGAUAAUUAUAUUCCUCUUGUAAGUCCAUAAUUAUCAGCCUAUGCUAAACCAAGUGAAAGGAUUAAAUUAUAACAAAAAUUAAUGAGAGCUAGAUAAAAUAGAUCACUUAAUUUAUAUUCAGGGAAACACGAUUCUUUUAAUAUAACUCCAAAUUGUUUUUUAAAACAUUAUACAGAUGAUUCAUAAUUAACUAGUGAGGAUUAAUUAUUAAAGAUAGUUGGAGGUCAACUCUUCUCAACAGGAGAGAAAUGUUAAUCAGUUUAAAGGAAAUAUAGAAGGAAGCCUAAGAGUAAAAUUAUAAUAAUAAGUAUUGUAGCUCAUAGAAAUAUAUUUUCAUUGUACGUUCAAGAAUCAUUAGAACUAAAUCAAUUAAGAAAAAAAAUGAAUCCAUAACUCAUCAAUAGUAGAAUGGAUUCUCAUAUAGCAUAAAGAUUUAAUAAGACAUAAAUUGGAUUUAACAAUUCUUUUGAUUCAAAUUAAUAUGGGUUUUUAUAGUAGGGAAAAAGAUGUUAAAUGUAAUAAAAGUUCAAAGAUUACUUAAAUUGA